CCUAUUAAUUUUUUUUUUUCUUUUUCGACCAAACUCUUUGGUACAAAUCCAUCCGUACAAGCUGAAAAAACAAACAAUAUGGGGUUGAGAGACAUUGGAGCAACGCUGCCUCCUGGGUUUAGGUUCUACCCCAGUGAUGAGGAGUUGGUCUGUCAUUAUCUUUACAAAAAGAUCUGCAAUGAGGAGGCUUUGAAGGGCACUUUGGUUGAAAUUGACUUGCAUAUUUGCGAGCCAUGGCAGCUUCCCGAGGUGGCAAAGCUCAACGCCAAUGAGUGGUACUUCUUCAGCUUCCGCGACCGCAAGUAUGCCACGGGAUACCGAACGAAUCGCGCGACGACAUCUGGUUACUGGAAAGCAACCGGAAAAGACCGUACGGUGAUCGACCAGGUAACAAAGGAAAUAGUAGGGAUGAGAAAGACUUUGGUGUUCUAUCGGAACAGAGCUCCUAAUGGCAUCAAAACUGGCUGGAUCAUGCAUGAGUUUCGCUUGGAGACCCCACAUAUGCCUCCUAAGGAGGACUGGGUAUUAUGUAGAGUGUUUCAAAAAAGCAAGGGAUCAGAGAACAGCAACGAAGAGUACUACAGCCCACAAUUGCUUUUGAUGGAUCAGAACAACACGUCAUGUGCUCCUCCAUAUUCCAUAAAUCUAACGUCUGCGUCGUCUCCUCCAACUGAUCACCAAACGACAAUGCCUAAUUCAUGCGGCGGGUGCGACCAACAAAUCAUGACCUCAUUUUCCUCAACCCCAACUCAUCACAACCAUGGAACCACAUCUUUCCUUAAUCGCCUUCACAACUUUUCCCACGACCAGAAAGGAGCCUCCAAUUAUAACCCGAUAAUCAUGGCAACUAGCGCUAAUAAUCAUCAUGAUAAUAGUAAUAUUAAUAUUAAUAGUACUACUAGCCCCAGAAACAGUUCCGACGUCGAUUAUGGAUUCCUAUGGGACACAAACUUCGAUGAAAAUAUCAGCUCAGAAAACAAUACUAAUAAUCACGGCGGGAUGUUGUCUAAUUCGAAUUUCGACGAAAUGAGGUUCGAGAUUGAUAACAGCAUGGUUUUCCUCUGAAAGUAUAUAUAUACACACCAAAAACAGUACAAUACCGGAUUUGUUUAUUUGCAGUUAUCUUUUAUAGUAUUUUUCGUUUUAGGGGUAAAAACUUGUACGUUAUGAAGCUUGAUUGGAAAUUGUUUUAGAAUGUAUUAUUGUGCUUAGCUUAUUAUG
Messenger RNA from Morus notabilis, 1221 nucleotides. Its product is annotated as protein CUP-SHAPED COTYLEDON 3. The record is from RefSeq and is a predicted model, not a curated record. The transcript is spliced from 3 exons. Lineage: Eukaryota; Viridiplantae; Streptophyta; Magnoliopsida; Rosales; Moraceae. Bases 79 to 1065 code for a protein of 328 amino acids. Gene Ontology annotation, biological process: regulation of DNA-templated transcription. Gene Ontology annotation, molecular function: DNA binding.